CAUAUAACUAGGAAGAACCCCGUAAACAUUGAGCCAGUAAGGAGGCAGAAAAUAUUUUGGCUUAGCCUAAAAUGCUUACAUUUAGCUUGACCGUUGUUCGACAUGGGGAGACGCAAUACAACAAGGAGAAGUUGCUGCAAGGUCAGGGGGUGGACACUUCUCUGUCGGAGCCGGGGCUCCAGCAGGCAGAGGCUGCAGGACUGUACCUCAGAGAGCUCAGGUUCUCCAAUGUGUUUGUCAGUAACCUGCAGCGCGCCAGACAGACUGCAGAAAUCAUAAUGAGGAACAAUGUUCACUCCUCGGGCAUUGAAAUGGUCUUUGACCCGUUACUCAGAGAGAGGAGUUUUGGGAUCGCAGAAGGACGGCCCAAGGAGGAUCUGAAGAACAUGGCUAACGCAGCCGGCCAGUCGUGUCGAGACUAUACUCCUCCUGGAGGGGAAACCUUGGAACAGGUAAGGCUGCGAUGCAAGAAGUUUCUAAAGUCCCUUUACCAGCGCAUGGUUGACGACCACGGCUGCUCAGGACAGAGUUCUACUGCUGUAGGGAGAGGGGCCGGUGCAGCAGAGUCUGGCACAGAUGGGCCCCUACCUGGUCUGCCUGACGACGGGAUGGAGGGUGUCCCUCUCCAUGCCCUGGUGGUGAGCCACGGGGCCUACAUCCGUGUGGCUGUGAGACAUUUUGUGGAGGACCUGCAGUGCUCUCUGCCCCAGGGCCUGAAGAUGUCCAAGGUGUUGUCAGCCUGCCCCAAUACAGGCAUCAGCCGCUUUGUCCUCAUCGUUUCUCCCACAGAGUCUGGCCUGGCACUCUCUGCUGUCCGCUGUGUUUUCACCAACAGGAAGGACCACCUGACCUCCCGUAACAUAUGUUACAUCACACAUUAAAGAUGGACAAGGCAACACAAAAGGUUUAGUCACUACUCUGUUCUGUUUAAAUGUUAUUUACUGUAGCUAACAAACCACUGAAAGCAAAGAAUAUCUGGCACAGUAACCUGUCUAAUAUUGAUGAUAUGAGUUGGGGGGGAGAUUUUACUAGGGUCAUUGAGGAACCCUAAUCACCAAUUUAUUCAUUUUUUAAAUUUUAUACACGGUAAAUAAAUUAAGCAUUUUUGCACAGUUUAUAUCUUCGCCUGUUUUAAAGCUUGUUAUGUAACCAUGGUGACCUAGGCUCUUUUAUGCAUAUGUAUAGGAAGUGCCCCAAAGUGGAUAGAGUUUGAAGAACGCUAUUUUAUCUACCUUAUCUGAUGUUCUUGGUGUCACUAUACCAGUCCUUAAGGAUGACUCCUCACACACAGUCACUCCAACAAUGACGUGUAAUGCUGACAGGUUUAACAGCAGAAAAGAUGCAUGGCGCUGCAAUGGCAAUUACACACAAAUGUACUACCUCAGUAGUUCUUUUGAUUGUUCGAUUGUGUAUUUAUUUGGCUAGAGAUCGGGUGGGUUGGCUUGAUAGGUCGGAUGGUGCAGCUUGAAUCAGUCUGAAGUUGGGUCCAUAUCCCUGUAGUGAUAUCAUGUAUCUAUUUUAAAUUCUUUGCUCCUUUGUCAUUGAGGUUUGUCUGUUUUUCCCGUUCUAUUAACAAAUGUAAUCAGAACUUGAUCACAGACAAGUACACUGAGAAGUAGAGGACACACAGUAUUAUGGGAAUACAGGGUAAAUGUUUUGCUCUCAAUGGACCCUUUUUACAGUAGAUCAUUGCUCAGUGCAAAUUCUGCAGGAUGUCUGUAUAUCCUGUGUGUCGAUUUUUCCCGGUCUUCCAAUAUUUAUCCAUGGAAUGUUCUAUGGAAACUUAACACUUCCUGUGUCAUAGUCCAAUGAAAUGAGGACUUGUUUGGAAUGUUUUAGUAUGGAUAAUGUAAUGGUUUGUUUCCACUAAGUCGAUCAUGUUGAAGAUUUAGUUGUCAUAUUACACGGAAGGCAGAAGUGUGAGGAAUGUCAUCUUUUAAAGCCUUUACAAUUCAACAUGGAGUUAUCACUUAUUGUGGUCCUUGUCCAUUAUGAGAUCAAUUAUACACUGCAAAAAGUACAGCGUUACAGUAUUGUAUUGAUUAAUAACAACCCAAAAAAGGCUUCAAUAUUGGUGUCUAACAUGUUCAAUGGUUAUGUAUUUCAAGUGUCCAAAGUGGUCACAAGCUUCCUCUGAUCUUGCUCAAAUGUAAUUGUCACUAAAGGUUGCAUAAGAGGCAAUAGCAUGUGCAAGUCUUGUAGUUUCUUUAUGCAAAGCAGGAUUUGAACCCGUGGACGUUUGCAGGUUGGGAAAUAUCAGGUUUAAUCACCCGAGGGGCCACGUCCUAGUUACAGGCUUUCUCACGUUUAAAACCUGAUAGAAAUCACUGUUUCAGUGCUCAGGCUGAGCAUGACCGGUCAAAGAACUGGGGCAAUUGAAAAUUAUGCGACAGCUACCGACCUGUGUCUAGAUUGUUCCAGAGACAACCAUGAGUAAUGUUCCGAAGGCACCAGUGGCAGCAUAAACAUCUGUACUAAAUCUGAUCCUUCAACAUGAAUGGGUGGGUUUGCUUAACUUAUUACAGCUCUUCUUUUGAAAGAAUAUUGCAAUGUGUGAAUAAACUGCCUAAAAAAUAUUGAAAAAUAUCUACACCAUAUCAAUCUAAUAAAUGUGCCUUCACUCAUGACCGCCACAGAUUGUUAAGGCUCCUCUCAGAUGUGACAGCCAGGUCAAUGUGGUUUAACCUCAAAGUGAAACAGGACAAAGAUUAGCGGGCACUGUGUUCCUUUGACUAAAAUACCUCAAACAUGUUACUUCGAGUGAAACAAAAAUAGAAUGUGGAAAUGAUGGUUUGGCAGAAACUAAGAUAUGCCAAUUUUCUCCAUAAUGAGAUGCGGAAGCGUGAGACACGCAACCUUAAUGACUGGAAGCUCGAAGUGAAUGAGUCAAUGGUCAACCUGCUUAUGCACUUAAUGUGACACAGAGCUUCCUCACACAUUUAGCCUGUACUUAUAUGAUUGGCUCAUACAUAGAAUUCUAGGAUGAAGUGGCUGUGAGUAUGCAGUUCUUCAUCCUGAAGUUCUAAAAUAUUGAUCUAAAAUACAAUAUAAAGUCAGUCUUCACCAACAUAAUACAUUUUUUAAAGAUAAAUGUCACUGGCCCUUACACACACAGCCUCAUAACUUACAGGUUUUCAGAAUUUCUCUUUAACAGCUAAGCAUCCAUAUAAAUAGUAUACUAUCAAUUACAAUAAAUGAAUGGAUUUAAAUCAAUAAAUACUUUCAACUUUCUUGGAA
Molecule: messenger RNA, 3237 nt
Organism: Oncorhynchus nerka (sockeye salmon)
Lineage: Eukaryota; Metazoa; Chordata; Actinopteri; Salmoniformes; Salmonidae
Product: fructose-2,6-bisphosphatase TIGAR B-like
Exons: 6
Coding region: 72-881 (269 amino acids)
Biological process (GO): regulation of pentose-phosphate shunt; negative regulation of glycolytic process
Cellular component (GO): cytosol
Molecular function (GO): fructose-2,6-bisphosphate 2-phosphatase activity
Source: RefSeq, a predicted model, not a curated record